AUGUGCCGCGCAACGACCCACAUCUUCUUCGGCUUGCCCAUCCGCACCUGGUCGCUCGUUCCCGCCGCCGACGCCUGGCCAGAGCUCGUCAAGACGCUCCCCUUCUUCGACUUGAUCACGUUGCGCAUCUUGAACGGAACUUUCCAAGCUACUAAGCGCGGCGGCGGCUCCUCGGUGGUCGAAAGGGUUCCCAUCGAGGUCUGGGACGUCGUCAAGCACAAGCUCGUCGACGUUGAAUUGCAGGAGGCCAAUGACCGGAUCAUGCGCGACCUCGAGGUUAACGACUGGAGCUGUUGGGGCUCGGGUUUGCGCAAACCCGGCAAAUCGCUCGCAGGUUCCGCUCUUCCGCCAUUCUGGACCGAUAUCUGCAGCGAAGCAGACCCGUGCGACAUGUGCUCUGAGCCUCUGUUCUACUGGCUAAUGGAUCUGCGGGAUGAUGAGCAUUCGAAGUUGCGUGCCUUACUCAGGCACUUCUCGAUGUUCCUCGUUUCUGCGCGCCCGCUCACAUGCGACGAUUCCGACGCCGUAGAUCUAUACUCGGCCAUGCACAUCGCGCUGCUUCCAUCUGACGGCAACCUCACUCCCAUCUGUGUUGAUUGCGGCGGAGAUAUGGACCCGGAUCAGCAAACUGUGCAGGAGCUGGACCCAGCGUCCAUGCUGACGAUUGCUCGAGACGGCAGACGGCGCUUCUCACGACUCAUCCGACUCCUCCAUCUCGAGCCUCUGAGCAUCAAGACCUUGCCUGACACGGAGCGGUUGGCAGGCGAGGGAGACGACUACAUUCCGCGCAAACGCGUCUUUACCGACGUAGCCAUCAACGAGAUCCAACCCAAGUGGACGGUUCACUCGAUCUGCAAGAUGUUGUGGUGA
Rhodotorula toruloides NP11 is the source of this 870-nucleotide messenger RNA. RefSeq lists its product as uncharacterized. The record is from RefSeq and is a predicted model, not a curated record. The transcript is spliced from 2 exons. NCBI's taxonomy places the organism in Eukaryota, Fungi, Basidiomycota, Microbotryomycetes, Sporidiobolales, Sporidiobolaceae. The coding region runs from base 1 to 870 and encodes 289 amino acids.